CACCUGUCCUGGUUCUCCAUCUCCCUGGUUGGUUCUGAUUGGUCCUGGAACACCGGUCUGUUCUGGUGCUGGUUCGCCCUGCCCCUGCCUGUGAUGACUGAGGGGGAGGGUGUGUUCCUCUUCCUCUCGCUCGGUGCGACGUUUUAUUCAAGUUGAAAGAUGGCGACGGUGCAUCUGCGGAUCGGGGACCUGGUGUGGGGGAAGCUGGGGCGGUACCCACCAUGGCCCGGAAAGGUUGUGAGCCCUCCCAAGGACCUGAAAAAGCCCAGGGGCAAGAAAUGCCACUUUGUGAAGUUUUUUGGAACUGAAGACCAUGCCUGGAUCAAAGUAGAACAACUGAAGCCCUACCAUGCCCACAAAGAAGAAAUGAUCAAGAUAAACAAAGGAAAGCGCUUCCAGCAGGCCGUGGAUGCAGUGGAGGACUACCUGAAGAAAGCCAAGGGGAAAGAACAGAACUCUGAUGGUAAAGCUGAAUCAAAAGGCAAGAAGGCGUCCAACAAACCUCUGAAAAUACUGGAUGAGGAUGAUGAGGACCUGAGUGCCCUGAAGGACCCCUCUGAGAAGGAUUUAACUGACUCUGACCCCGAGCCGUCUGCUGUUGAGAGGUUGGCUGGACCUGGCUCAGGAUUCAAAUGGGAGAGCAGUCCGGUCAAGGACGAUCCGCACUUCCAUCACUUUCUGCUCAUCCAGUCUGAAAAGCCAGCCUCAUCGAUGGAGCCCAUCAGUAAACGCCUGAAAAUCAUCGAAGAGGUGACUGGCUCAACUUCUAUCCAAGCAGCAGACAGCACAGCCAUUAAUGGCAGCAUCACACCAACAGAUAAAAGGAUAGGUUUUCUGGGCCUGGGUCUCAUGGGUAGUGGCAUUGUCUCCAACCUGCUGAAGAUGGGCCAUGUUGUCACCGUGUGGAACCGCACGGCAGAGAAGUGUGACCUGUUCAUCCAGGAGGGGGCCAGAUUGGGCCGGACCCCAGCAGAGGUGGCCUCCAUGUGUGACAUCACUUUCUCCUGUGUGUCGGACCCAAAGGCUGCCAGAGAUUUGGUGAUGGGACCCAGUGGAGUCCUCCAGGGGAUCAGACCGGGCAAAUGCUAUGUGGAAAUGUCCACCGUGGAUCCAGAGACCAUCACAGAGCUGUCCCAGGUGAUCACAUCACGGGGGGGCCGUUUCCUGGAGGCUCCGGUUUCAGGAAGCCAGCAGGUCUCCAAUGAUGGGAUGCUGGUGAUUCUGGCAGCCGGAGACAGGAGCGUUUACGAGGACUGCAGCAGCUGCUUCCAGGCCAUGGGCAAGACCUCGUUCUUCCUCGGGGAAGCUGGCAACGCGGCCAAAAUGAUGCUGAUCCUGAACAUGGUCCAGGGCAGUUUCAUGGCCACCAUCGCAGAGGGGCUCACUCUGGCACAGGCCACCGGCCAAUCACAGCAGACCUUCCUGGACAUCCUGUGCCAGGGCCAGAUGGCGAGCACCUUUGUGGACCAGAAAUGUCAAAACAUUUUGCAGGGCAACUUUAAACCAGACUACUAUUUGAAACAUAUUCAGAAGGACCUUCGGCUGGCGAUCUCCAUGGGCGACAUGGCCAACCAUCCAACACCAAUGGCUGCUGCUGCCAAUGAGGUGUAUAAGAGGGCUAAAGCACUGGACCAGUCAGACAACGACAUCUCUGCAGUCUACAGAGCCUACAUUCACUAGAGGGAGGUGUGACCUAUCCUCUGGACCACAGUCUUUAAUCACUUCUUUCUUUUGACAUUAAUGAGUUUUAUUGGCAUUUCUAGUGGUUUUAUUUGAUUUUGCCCCAGUGUCUGCCACAUUACCUGCCCCCACAAGUCCUAGUGUUGUAAUUCUUUUAGUUUCUCUCCAUGAGCAUUGCACUGACUGCACUGUGGGAUAGGCGUUGUGCUUGUGCACCGCUGCAGCUUGCCGUGUGGGUGGCAGCAGUUCUGGUUCCGAGCGGGUUGAGGGGGUCCAGUCCCACUGAGGCCACAGAAACUGCUGUCCAGUUUUGUGAAUACAGAAGACAUUUUUGUUGUUUUGUGUGUAUUUAAUUAAGCUUAAUCUGUUUUUCUUUUAAUAUUCAGAAAUUAAUCCGAGAGAAGACCACCAAGAACAUGCCACUGCAUUGCCUUAAUAUUGUGACCCCUCCAGUCCCUUGGUUCUUGAUGUAUUUAUUUAUGUUCCUGUAGGUGGUUUUGGUGCAGCAUGGUCAUGGCGUGUCCCCACGUUUGAUCACAUGAUUUGUUCUCUUACUUUGGUGGUGACGUCGAUCUCAGAGCAGCAGAUGUGUUGAGGCCUUAAAUGCAGUAAAACAGAUGUUUGUUGUCCCGUUCAAGAGAUCUGUGACUUUUGGUUUGGAACAGUUCUCACCUCUUCAGCUGUUACUGAAGGAAUCCAAAACCAGACGAGUCCCUUUCCAGUUGUAUUUUUAAAAUGAAUAAUUAAGCCCUGAUGUCAUUUAUGUAUGUUUUUUUUUCCUCCAUGGAGGGUUAGGGUUCCUCCAGAUGGUGUUCAUCAUUCCUGGAUUGAUGCUCAGAUCUUUCUCCUCAGCUGUGAGCUGACUAGCUGUUACUAAGCUAACCUCAGUCGGGUUAUUGUUACAUUUCUCAAACAGCCGGUCAGGAUCUAGACCCACGUCCAGCAGCAGGUCGGACCGAGCUUCUAGCUCUGAAAUGGGACGGAUAUUAAAAUGAACCAUUUAAGACAUUGUAAACGAUAAUUUUAAUUUGAUGUUUAAAAAGGAAAUUUGACAAAAGUACCAAAGAUAUGGGAGACAUUUUUAUGUCUGUGUUCAGAAACGAGUUGACUAAAGAAAGCAGCCUUCAGGUGUUCGAACUUUUGUGCCCCCAAAAAUCUCCAUGUUGAACAAUGAUGACGCGUUAGGUUAGGAGCUUUAGGCCACGUCCCGUUUCGUGCUUCAAAACCUCGGUGAUGCACCCCCACCUACAAUAACCUAAAACACCUGUUUUUGGUAAAGACCAGAGAUGAACUCUGUCUCAUUAGGAUGCAUGUCCAGAGCAUUCUCACCUGGAUGCAAAUCCUUCUUUUAUAUUUCUACUUAAAUUCAGAAAAGUGCCUCUUGUAAAGGAGCGGCCAGUAAUAAAAGCUCAUCCCAGCCCCUCCCCGAGUCCCCGCCACUCCCCUUUUGAAGGUUGUUGUUAGGAAACCUUCAGCUGAGGUCUUUUGCAUGGUUGGGAAGCGACUGCUCCUUUGGAUCACUCGGUUCCUGUGAGGGCUGAGGGGAGGGACUUGAUUGGGCCUUGUUCUGAGCGUUCUUCAGCUAGGAGCCAUGUUGAUUAGGAGGCGUGGUAGGACAUGAAAUCAGAUCCUUUCUGGCCUCUGCUGCCCGUUAGGAGGUCAGCUCUUCUACCGUUUAUGGGUUUUUAUGUCUUACAGUCAACAGUUAAGUUUUGUUUGUGGAGUCCAGUGCACCAGAUUGACUUCCUGUUUGCUGAGGCUUAAGUUUCCCUAAAGCCAUGCAGUGGGGUCCAGAGCAGUUUCAGAGGGCAGAUGUAAAUAGCACAUGAAACUACGUAGGGGUCCUUUUGUAUCUUCGAUGAGCAGAGUUGAUGAAAGCUACUUUUGACUUUACAGAUUGUCUGGCUAAUGUUUAUUUCUUAAUAGUGUAGAUUAUUCAGCCCAGGUGAUGCUGGUUUAUUAACACGCGGCUCACAGACUCUGGCGUGGACAUGGAGUACAGAGCCUUUCUUUUGGGGGUAUUUAUGAUUUUGUGUACAUGUAGAAAUACCAAUUUUUGUGCUGUUUAAUAAAUCCUCUGCUGAUUACUGAA
Molecule: messenger RNA, 3772 nt
Organism: Nothobranchius furzeri (turquoise killifish)
Lineage: Eukaryota; Metazoa; Chordata; Actinopteri; Cyprinodontiformes; Nothobranchiidae
Gene: glyr1
Product: glyoxylate reductase 1 homolog (Arabidopsis)
Molecular function (GO): oxidoreductase activity; NAD binding; NADP binding
Source: RefSeq, a predicted model, not a curated record